This is a messenger RNA of Acyrthosiphon pisum (pea aphid), 5618 nucleotides long. RefSeq names its product homeobox protein B-H1-like. The transcript has 4 exons. NCBI's taxonomy places the organism in Eukaryota, Metazoa, Arthropoda, Insecta, Hemiptera, Aphididae. Gene Ontology annotation, molecular function: DNA-binding transcription factor activity, RNA polymerase II-specific; RNA polymerase II transcription regulatory region sequence-specific DNA binding. Bases 486 to 2639 code for a protein of 717 amino acids. The record is from RefSeq and is a predicted model, not a curated record. Gene Ontology annotation, biological process: regulation of transcription by RNA polymerase II.
GGUUGUGUAUACUAAUUAUUACUAUUAUUAUAACGCGUUCGUGAACAGUGUCUGCACGCGCAGUACAGCGGCAGCAACGGCGGCGGUAGUGCGUGCGUAUCUCACUUGCGACGUACAGUGAUAUUGUGACAAUACAUCGCGUUAUUUUAUAUAAUUAUUAUCAUACGUUCGUACUCUAACUAUAUUGUUAUUUAAUUAUUACGUUAAUAAAACAGUUCGUUCACGUACGAGUCAAUCGAUCCUACAUCAGUCCGAUUGUAUUAAAAAAUAUUUUUAUCGACGGUCUUGGUCCCAGCCGCCCGGAAACACCGGAGAGAAAAAGUUGUCUCUGCAGUCCACGACUUUCAGCUAUAUAUUGUAUAAUAAUAAAAAUAUCAAAAUCCGUUUUCGUGUACACUCGCGUGCGGUUUUUUCGUGUCGGCAUCACGCCCGCGAUAAAUGUCAUCGGCACCGUCCGGGCCCGCACCACUUGCACCGUCAACGCGAUGAUUGCUUCGGAGACCCGUAACCAUUGCGUCGCCGUAGUCAUGGAUUUGAGCACGCGGGCCAGUUCCGGCGGCGGAGGCGACUCCAACGACGGCGGCAACCAUGGUCGCCGGCGGAGCGGUGGCGGCAGACCGGCCAAGUCGGUGUUUUCCAUCCGGAGUCUGGUCGGCGAGGAUACCGUUCGCAACCGUCGCGACCGGGACGUAGACGGCAGCGGUGACGACGACGACGACCGAGGCGAUCACGCAGCAGCAGCUGCGGCAGUAUCGGCAGCGGCAGUGUCGGCUGCGGCGGCGGCGGUAUCGGCGUCGGGAGUAUCGGCAGUGGCCGCCGUGGCGUCGGCCGACGAAAGCCACGGACUGCAGAAAGAUGACCAGCCCCAGUCGGGAGAGUGUGCGUUGACGCACGCAGCAGUGCCGUUCGACGACAGGCGUCGCACCGCAGCAGCCACCGCAGUGGCCAUGGCCGCAACAAUGAUGCGAGAGAGGUCUGCCGUUGUGGCGGCAGCUAUGGUGGUUCAACAACAGCAGCAGCAACAACAACACAAGCAGCUCCAACACCAGCAGCAACAACAGCAGCAGCAACAUCAACAGCAACAACACCACCAAAUGCAACAGCAGCAACAGUUGCAACAACAACAACAGCAACACUGUAGGUCGUUAAUGGCCACGGCGGCCAGUAGUGGUGGCCGCGGUCCCGGAACGGGCGGUUACGAUUAUUAUUCGUCGCCACCGCCUGGCUACUACGGCGGCGCCGUGGACGACGAUAAUGGCGCGGACGACGACGUGGAAAACGGCGGCUGCGACGACCACGCCGAUGGUGACGGCAGAGAUGGAAUCGUUGACAUGAGCGGCGCCGGUGGCGGCCAAGACGCUUCUGCGGACAACGAGGACGAUUGCUACGGUGGCCCGCCAUCCGCGGGCGGUACUAACAAAAGGAAACAGCGCCGGUACCGGACAACGUUCACCAGCUACCAGUUGGACGAGCUGGAGAAGGCGUUCGGCCGGACCCACUACCCGGACGUGUUCACCAGGGAGGAACUGGCGUCGAAAAUUGGACUGACCGAAGCCAGAAUACAGGUAUGGUUCCAAAACCGACGGGCAAAAUGGCGCAAACAGGAGAAAGUCGGCCCACAGGCUCAUCCGUACAGCGGCGGCGGUGGAAACCCGUACUUGGGCGUGCCGAGUUCCAUGUCAGCCGGCCGCCACAGCCCGUCUGGAGCCGCGUUGAGCCCGCUUCCGGCAAACCCACCGUUCAUGAUGACAGGUGGCAUGGGCUUGGGCGGUGGUGGCCCGUUGGGAAUGGGCAACAUUGGUCUGGGCAGUCACCAUCUACUGCACCCUGGCCACCACCACCAUCACCACCAUCACCAGCAGCAGUUACAAGCCGCGGCCGCUAUGGCCGCUGCAUUGCGUGGCCACCACCACCAGCACCAUCAUCCAGGUAACGGUGGCGCAGGCAGAUCACCACCACUGCCACCGACGUCGCAGGCCCUGUCGACCGUCGCCGCUGCCGCCAUGGAACUCCAACUCCAGCAACAGCAACAGCACCAACGCAGCAACGGAGCCGCCGCAGCCGCAGCCGCAGCUGCAGUCGCAGCGGCGGCAGCUAACUUCCGUGGUUAUCCGUCUCAGCUGCAACAGCAAAGAUCGCCACCCGGAAACGAUAGCGCCUCGACUACUCCGCCUGCUCACAACAGCAACUCACCACCGCCAACAAUUCCGCUCCAGCCGACGCUCUACCAUCCGGCACCGGUGGCCGCGUCGCCAGCCGUGCCGUCUCCGCACCAUCUACACCAUCAUCAUCCUUACGCCGCCGCUUAUCACCAACACCUUCGCGGUGGCGUUGGUGGUCAGGGAUACCAACAUCACCAUCAACAGCAGCAACAGCAGCAGCAGCAACACUUCAACAGCCUGCUGGCCAAUAUGGCCAUGGCAGCGGCCGCCAUGCGACCCUCUGGCGUCGUCGGUGGUGCUCGGUCACCACCGCUUUCGCAGACGACGCCGCCGGGCCAUGCUGCACCCACCACCACCACCGCCGCCACUUCCGUCAGGUCCGCUCGCCGUACCACAGCCACCUCGGUCCGAUUCGUCGACCACGUCACCACCGGCCGCGGUGAUUCGCGGGGGCAAUGGCAGUCGGAGCUGCAGUGACAGGAGCAGCCCGGCCGGAUCCGACGGUGACGCGUGUCCAACGGACCCGAUUACUGCGGCGGCUACUGCAGCAGCAGCCGCCGAACUAAAUCGUCGGUCGUCCAGCAUCGCGGCGCUCCGCAUGAAAGCCCGCCGUCACCGGGAUGAGAUACGCUUGCGCGGCGGUAGCAACGCCGGCGACGAUACUACCAAUGCCAACGGUGGCCGCUGUUCUUCCUCGUCGUCGCUGUCGUCGUCCACCUCGUCGUAAUCGCCUCGAACAAGAUUACCGUUGUCGUCGCAGGUACCAAUGACCGAGUACGUUUUGUUUGUAAAGCCGAGUUUCCACUACACCGUGUCGUGCCGUGUUUGGUGCAUUUAAUAAAUAAUGUAGAUAUAACGCAUUAUCAUGUCGAAACACGUUACCUUAAAGUUUAAUAUAUUCAACCCUAUACCAGACACGGUAUAAUGGAAACUAGGCUUAAGGGUCGAUGACGGUAUAAUAUGCAGGUGUUGGCGAUUACUUUUAUAUUAGUUAUAUGGUUUGUACCGCGGACAUCGUAUUAUUACUGUAAAAUGCUUUAUGUUUAAAAUAGUGUUAGUACACGGCUGUAAUUUGUAAUGACUAUAUAGAUACUAUUACUACUACCGUCUAUGUAUUUUCAUAUUUUUAUUACAAUAUAAUUUUCACUGUCUUGGAACGGCCGCCGGCGGUCAGCAGCCAAUACAAUAAUGAUAUAGGUAGGUACGUAUGGUACAUACGUCGAUGAUAUUAUUAUCGUAGUAUUAUACGAAUCGCUCCCGUAAAAUAAUUAAAUUUAAUAACGAUUAGGUAGGUUUUUUAUUUCUUUCGUUCCGUAUUACUGCAGCGAUGAAACGGGAGGCGGUGACGGCGGAGAAAUCGCCCCCGUUCGCUGCGCCUCCCGCUGCAGCAUAGGUUAGGUUUUAAUGCGCGCCCCACCCGACAACUGCAACAGCGGCACAAUCUGUACUGGCCCCGAUCGUGUCUUCCUGUGCAGUAGUCAUCGAUAGAUGGAUCGAAUAAAAUAUAAUACAUAAGGACGUUCGAUCGAUAUACAUGCCUACGCACAGGUACAAUGAUAAUAAUAAUAACACGCUCAACAUUUUCCCGAUAUAAUAUAUAAUAUAAUGACGACGAGAUAGGUAAUUGGUAUUUUAACGAACCGAACGUGACGUUGCUCAAAAGCGAGUGCGACGCGCGGCGGCGCAAAACGAAUCGAAAACGAAAUCAAAUUAAAAACCAUAAACGAAUCCCAUCUGCUUUAAAACACCGCCCACACGAAUCCGCUAUGUAAGCUGCUGUUGAGACGUCGGUGGUUGGGUAUAUUAUUAUCUAUACGCUCAUAGAAAAUCUGUAUAUUAUAUUAUUAUAGUUUUGCCAUUAUAAUCUCGUGAUGGAAAUUUCGAAAAAUAAUGCACGUAGAGAAAGAAAAUUUGCGUGAGCCGAUACAGUGUUAAUCUUAACGUGCGUGCUCAAGUCAUGCGUAUCGAUUAUAUUAUAAUAUGAAUAUUAUGGGCACAGUGUAAAUGUGUGCGUAACUAAUUAAAAGAAACAUUUGUCAUCAGUUAAUCUACAUAAUAUAUAUACAAUAUACAUAUAGACAACAGUAACAUUUUUAAAAUCACUAUCCAAACUUUAGCACACGGCGUUAAAACAGAACGACGUAAUCUUGGUUGACUUUAUUAUUAUGAGCUAUCGAUUUAUCAUAUAGAUACUAUUAAUACCUAUAGUUUAUUAUUAUACGGCUACAACAGAUCUUACGGCAUACUUUCGGUUCAUACAGCCCCCUCCCCCCCCCCCCCAUCAUUAUAUAGGCCACCUAUUGACUCGUAAGCCAGCUCUGCCUAUAUUUUUCUAAAAUUACGGGUCGUGACUCGUGAGCAGAGAUAGGUAUAGGGCGCUACUGGGUGACCACGCGAAAUUACAUUAUAUGACAUUAUUGAAUAUUAUUUGAUAUAAUAUUAUUAUAAUAUAUGUUGUAGUUUAAUCCGUCACCAGCGUCUUCCAUCACGGAUCUGGUCUGAAUUCAUUGGAUCGGUCUACGAGUAUAAUAUAAGGUCUCUAUAUGGCUUAGCUGCACUGCCGUUUAACCGUACUUGGUAAAAUUCAACCGUUGUGCUUAAAUGUUGUAUUAUAAUAUUAUACGUUUUCAAUUUUUUUCCCCGAGAUUAUUACUAUAGUAAGCCGUGGUGUCUCGCAUUAGGUUAGCCCGCGCUAAUCGAAACUUCUUGUAAGUAUACAGUAAACAGACGACGACGAUAUUAUUAUCGUAUUUAUAUCUAGUGUCUGUAACUAGUAGGUAGUAGUAGUAUAGUAGUAUGUAUUAUAGUUGUAAACUUGCAGUAUAUAGUAGUAAUAAUCAUAAUGUAAUUAUCUUGCUAUCGUAUUUUCGCGAUUAAUAUGUAUAUAUACCUAAUAUAAUUAUACAUUUUACUGUAGCCCGUAUAUGGUAUGUUUGUGCAACGCGGAAUUAAAUUAAAAAUUGUAAAAAUGAAGUAGUGGCUGCUAUAUUAUAAUAUUAUGUUUUCACGGAUACGGCGGCCGUGGUAAUAAUAGUAUUACCGUAUAAUAUAAUAUAUUAUACACCAUUACAGCUAUUAUUGGGACUAUGUAGAAGCGGUAUGCUGCACGUGCACAUCGUAUCUAUAUAAUCGUAUAAUGUACGAUAAUGGUAUAGAUUAAGGGGAAAAUAUAUAUCAGCGCGACGUCCAGCCAAGUGAUCCAAUUAUCAUCUCGAGUAUAAAAUACUUACACUUGUAAUACGCGUGUGGUCAAGUAUUUUUCAUUUUGUUUCUGUUGUUUGGUGUCCAUCUAGACGUUUGUAUAUAAAAAGGUAGAGGUAAUAUCUUAACAUAUUAUGUGACUUCCCAAAGUUCCAUAGUCGUCGUCGUGAGUAUUGUAAAUAAAUUACGUAUGAACCAUGUAUAUAUAUAUAUAUAUAUAUAUUAUUAUAUUUAAUAUUAUAGUAUUAUACUUUU